Phoenix dactylifera (date palm) is the source of this 2150-nucleotide messenger RNA. It is a transcript of the gene CYP94C1, whose product is annotated as cytochrome P450, family 94, subfamily C, polypeptide 1. Gene Ontology annotation, molecular function: oxidoreductase activity, acting on paired donors, with incorporation or reduction of molecular oxygen; iron ion binding; heme binding. The record is from RefSeq and is a predicted model, not a curated record. NCBI's taxonomy places the organism in Eukaryota, Viridiplantae, Streptophyta, Magnoliopsida, Arecales, Arecaceae.
UCGCGGCGGCCGAGCGAAAUCCACGGCCGUGGAUUAGCUAGAGGGGGGUGCUGCGGGAUGCCCGCGACGUCUUCGCCCCGGUGGCCCCCAAAGAAGUUGGAGAGGAUCGUGGUCCUCUGCUCUGGUUCCUUCCAAAAGAAGCACGGGGCUAAAGUCGGCUGGAGAUGCCGAUUUCAGCCCCGUAUAUCACAGGACUAAGCCUUUUUGGAUUGAUAUUGGAUAGAUAAAUAAGAAGGGAGUAAUUACUACUAUAUAAAUUACAUUAUAGAGGAUGAGGAUUGAUUAUAGAUAGAACACACCUCCCCUCGGUUUCCUACCUCUUUCCUCUCGUACUCUACAAGCCAAAAAAAUCUAGUAGGAUAUGGAAUUGGAAGCUCUCGAAUCCCAUUUGUCCCUCUUCCUUUUCUCCUUCACUUCUAUCUUUCUAGUCUUUACUCUUCUACUUCAGCUUCUAAGAUCCCGGCCAUGGUGGUGCAAUUGUCCAGUCUGCGAGGCCUACGUGACAUCGUCGUGGAGGGCCGAUUUCGAUAACCUCAGCGACUGGUACACCCACCUCCUCCGCCAAUCGCCAACGCGCACCAUUCACAUCCAUGUCCUCCGCAACACCAUCACCGCAAACCCCGACAACGUCGAGCACAUGCUUAAAUCCCGAUUCGAUAAUUAUCCCAAGGGGAAGCCCUUCUCUUCGAUCCUCGGCGAUUUCCUCGGCCGCGGCAUCUUCAACGUCGACGGUGACCUCUGGCGCUUCCAGCGCAUGCUUGCCUCCGCCGAGCUGGGCUCGAUGUCCGUCCGGUCCUUUGCCUUCCGCAUCGUCUCCUCCGAGGUCUGCCGCCGCCUCCUCCCUCUCCUUGACUCAGCUGCCGACACCGGUCAGGUUCUCGACUUCCAGAACGUUUUCCGGCGGUUCGCCUUUGAUAACAUAUGCAAGAUUUCCUUUGGAUUGGACCCAGGCUGCCUCGAGCUGUCGCUGCCCAUGUCGGAGUUUGCGGCAGCCUUCGACACGGCCUCGAGGCUGUCGGCACGGCGCGCAGCGGCGACGGUACCCGCGAUAUGGAAGGCCAAGCGGCUUUUGAAUUCGGGGUCGGAGCGGGAGCUCCGGCGAGCAAUUCGGGUCCUCGACCUCCUCGCUGAGGAGCUCAUCUGCCAAAGAAGGAAGCUUGGGUUCUCAUCCUCCCAUGACCUCCUCUCCCGCUUCAUGGUCUCCGUUGACGACGACCGGUACCUCCGCGACAUUGUCGUCAGCUUCAUGCUCGCCGGCCGCGACACCGUUUCCUCCGCCUUGACGAGCUUCUUCAUGCUGCUCUCACGACACCCGGCGGCCCAGUCCAAAAUUCGCAGCGAGAUUGAGCAGGUGACGUGGAGCGGCGGCGGCGGCGGCGGCGGCGGCGGCGGCGGCGCAAGCUAUGAUCAAUUGAGAGAGAUGCAUUAUGUGCGUGCAGCGCUCUAUGAGAGCAUGAGGCUGUACCCGCCGGUGCAGUUUAACUCGAAAUUCUCCGUCGAUGAUGACAUCCUGCCGGACGGGACAUUCAUUAGCAGGGGGACGAGGGUGACCUACCAUGCAUACGCCAUGGGGAGGAUGGAGGAGUUGUGGGGGACCGACUGCGGGGAAUUCCGGCCGGAGCGGUGGCUGAAGAACGGCGUGUUCGCAUGCGAAAACCCGUUCAAGUACCCAGUGUUCCAAGGUGGUCUCCGCGUCUGUCUCGGAAAGGAGAUGGCACUGAUGGAGAUGAAGACUGUGAUUGCGUCCGUAGUCCAGGGAUUCGACGUCGACGUGAUCGACGGGAGCCGGCCGCCAAAAUUUUCCCCCGGCCUCACGGCCGGCCUGGAAGGUGGACUACCAGUCCGGGUGCGCCGCAGAAAGUAUAAAGAGGGCUCCACUGCCUUGCCGCCAGAAUUACGGCCUAGGUCUUAUUACCAAUAUUCAUAUGCUGGGACUUGCUGAAAUGCACUUCUUUGCUUGGUUAGGGCUAAUAUUUAUUCGCUAAUCACAUGUACAGAGAAAUAUUGUUUAUUCGAAUGUACCGUUAUUAGUUAUAAUAAGUUGUUAGUUUUUCAAGAGCACAAAUCUAAUUGACUAAAACUUUGCUCUCUUGAAUCAUAGGGCUAUGGUAGUUGUUACCCAGCAAUAUAUUGACAGAUUUACUACCCUA